CCCACCCCCUCCAAAUCUCAGCCACGAAAAUGGCAGAGGAAUCAGUCACGAAUUUUUGUCGGCUGCCAACUAAAAAUCAUGCACUUACUGUAAGCAACUUCUUUUUUUUUUCAUUUAAAGAUCAGUACAUAAUGUCAAGACCGGAACACAUUGCACCGCCAGAAAUUUUUUACGGUGACACAGAAGCAAGAAAGUAUACCGACAACUCUCGUAUUGCUUCUAUACAGGCAGAAAUGGCAUAUCGAGCAUUGGAGCUGUUAAAUUUAUCCGAAGGCCCAGCUUAUUUGCUUGAUGUCGGUUGUGGAUCUGGUCUGAGUGGCGAAAUUCUCGAAGAGGAAGGCCAUACCUGGGUCGGCAUGGACAUUGCACCGUCGAUGUUGGACGUGGCUCAGGAACGCGAUGCCGAAGGUGAUCUCUUCCUUCAAGACGCAGGCCAGGGUGUUGGCUUCCGUCCCGGUGUCUUUGAUGGCGCCAUCAGUAUAUCCGUCCUGCAAUGGCUCUGCAAUGCGGACAAGCAAAUCAACCGACCGAAAGCCCGUUUACAACGAUUCUUCUCUACUCUCUAUGCAUCCUUACGUAAAGGCGCACGUGCCAUUUUCCAAUUUUACCCAGAAAACGAUGACCAGAUCCAACUUAUCAUUGACGUGGCCACGCGUUGCGGUUUCGAAGGUGGUUUGUUGAUCGAUUAUCCCAACUCGAAAAAGGCCAAGAAAUACUACUUGUGUUUGUUUGCAGGUCAACAGACCGGUGUCAGAAACACCAUGCCCAAGGCAUUGGGUGAGGAUGGUGAAAUGCAUCCGGAUGACGCCAAGGCAGUUGCCUUUGAGAAUCGUCGAGAGGUGUCGCGAAGACGCAGACACUCGUCGCGCAAAUCGGUUAAAAAUAAGGAAUGGAUCCAGCAUAAGAAACAGGUUGCUAGAGAACGUGGUGACAAGCCCGUGGCAAGAGACUCCAAGUUCACUGGUAGAAAGCGCAAAGUCAAGUUCUGAACUGUUGUCUUUCUUUCCUUCUUUCGCUCUUCUUAAUUCUCUUUCUUGCAUUUCAUCUCUUACUCCCUGUAUAGUUUUUAUCUUUUGCCCUCCUUGUUUUGUUAUCACUAAAUGUAAUUCGGUUUAAUUCUAAACAUCAACAAAAUAUGCAUAUCAAACACAUCCACCUAGUUGUCAUUGCGGUUGUUGGUGUCUUGUUUGUUUGAUCUCGAAUGCAAAUAGGGGUCGAUCAAUUGAGCUUUCAUUUGGUGAGCCCCUUUUCUGUGCGACAUUGAAGACGGUCUCAUUGGAUGAAUAAUGUAGCUUGUUAGAAUUGUCGAGGACUCAGGUAACACCGAG
Molecule: messenger RNA, 1328 nt
Organism: Zychaea mexicana
Lineage: Eukaryota; Fungi; Mucoromycota; Mucoromycetes; Mucorales; Lichtheimiaceae
Product: S-adenosyl-L-methionine-dependent methyltransferase
Exons: 4
Coding region: 30-989 (319 amino acids)
Biological process (GO): rRNA (guanine-N7)-methylation
Cellular component (GO): nucleolus
Molecular function (GO): rRNA (guanine) methyltransferase activity
Source: RefSeq, a predicted model, not a curated record